Messenger RNA from Anopheles funestus (African malaria mosquito), 2214 nucleotides. Its product is annotated as cleft lip and palate transmembrane protein 1-like protein. The transcript is spliced from 7 exons. The record is from RefSeq and is a predicted model, not a curated record. Gene Ontology annotation, cellular component: endomembrane system; membrane. Lineage: Eukaryota; Metazoa; Arthropoda; Insecta; Diptera; Culicidae. The coding region runs from base 170 to 1843 and encodes 557 amino acids.
ACAAACUGUGAUUUGUUGUCAAAAUCAUACCGGGCAAGAAGAGAUUCUAGCGCCGUAAGAUAAUUACUUUUUCCAUUUGCAAACUAUUUGUGAUAACAUGUAAUUUCGUGCAUCGGCAAACGCAAGGUUGUUGUAUUUGUUCUCUCCCAGUACCUAAACGGACGAUAAGAUGAAGUUAAUGUCCUUAUCGUCAAUCUGUGGCAUUGUUUUCCUGUGUUACAUUUUACAUUCCACGUAUACACUUUACAUGCUGUUUCGGGCACCGCAAUGUACCGAUACGCCCUGUUACCAGUCUCAGCUGACCAAAGGCAAGUUCCUACAGCUUUCGCUGUACACUUCCGCGUUUGCAAACCCUACCAGCGCAGCAAAGGUGGCCAAGCUCGGUACCAUCAACCCGUUCGAUCCGUUCAUUGAGCUUGAGAAAUCAUACACCAUCAAUCUGCCCAAGGAGACGCGUUCCAAUGGAACGCUUUACAUGUUUGCCGUACUGACCAAGGGUGCCAAGUCGCUGGACUGGGACUCGGUAAGAAGCCAGAGUACAUCGGUGAUCAAAAAGUUUGGCCUGACGCACUACAUGGUACCUAAAGCAGCUACAAUAAAUUUGCUUAACGACAAGGGUUCGACAAAACGGCCUGCUAGAGCCGUAAAUCAAAAGCGUGUCGCGCACAUUCGGCAAAAUGUGUUCAUACACAUCAUUACCGAACAUUUUUCCGUAUCUCCAAGGGAUGUACCAGCGGAACUGGCACGAGAUAUUCGCAUCACCCCGGACAAUCUGGUAAUGCCAAUCAUACGGAAUGAUUUUGCCAAAGAAAAGCUUGCCGAUCUGGUGGAAAUCGACCCGAAAGCGACGGAAGCCACCGUAACAAUACACUACGCGCCCAGUUCGGUAGGCAAGAUCAAGAUGCUGGCACAGAUAGAAAGGGCAAUGUCGGACCUAACGAGACUUGGCUUUAGCGAGAAGGAUAUCGAUGAGGUAAAAUCAAUCUUCUCCGAUACGAACGUUUACUUACUAUGUGGAACAAUAAUCAUCAGCAGUGUUCACCUUCUGAUAGACUUCCUGUCGUUUAAAAAUGAUAUUCUAUUCUGGAAGCACAAACGCACUUAUGCUGGGUUAUCAUUGCGAAGUACGCUGUGGCGAACAUUCAGCCACAUCAUAAUAUUCCUCUACCUGAUGGACGAAGAAACAUCACUGCUCAUCCUGAUACCGACGGGCAUUGGAACGCUGAUCGAGGUGUGGAAGGCGAAGAAAAUCCUAAAGCUCGAUGUAAGCCUCCGUCAUGGAAUUCGGUUCCGAUCGAACGAAGAAGAAACGGAUGUGUCGAGCGAUAUUCAAACGCAGGAAAACAAUACACUGGAACUGGACAAAGAGGCGAUGAGAUAUUUAAGCUUCGUACUGUAUCCUCUGUGCAUUGCUGGAGCUAUUUAUUCGUUACUUUAUCUUCCCCACAAAAGUUGGUACUCCUGGACAAUCAGUUCAAUGGCAAAUGGGGUGUAUGCAUUCGGGUUCCUAUUUAUGCUGCCUCAACUAUUCAUCAACUACAAGCUAAAAUCGGUCGCUGCGCUACCGUGGCGUGUGUUCAUGUACAAAUCAUUCAACACGUUCAUUGAUGAUGUGUUUGCCUUCAUCAUAACGAUGCCAACCGCUCACCGAUUUGCCUGCUUCCGGGAUGAUAUCGUGUUUUUGGUCUAUCUUUACCAACGAUGGUUGUACCCUGUUGAUAAAACACGCAUCGACGAAGACGAACGGGCCCUUAUGGGAAAGGAGCCAAAUUCGACCGACACAAAAGAGGAGGAACAGAGGCUGAAAAAGUUGGACGCCAAGGAAAAUAAGAAAGAUAACUAAACAUCAUAUACCGUCGUUUUAGUACUAUAAUGUGAGACGUGUGUCGUUUGUAGCUAACACAACUAAAUGGCCAUUUUGAACGAACGCACAACAACAAUAUACAGCUAAUAGCGUCACCGUUCGUAAUGUUUUUCGUACGGAUACAUUGUGCGGCAAAUUACUGCCAGUUACGUUAACAUUGAUCGCUCACUCGCAUUGAGUCAUUAAGUUCCAUCCAUAGGUUUACGUUUAUAAUUGAAAACUAUAUUUUAUCGUUUAGUUUGAGCGCAAUAUUUUCAAUAUUUUCGUACAAAUGUAAACCGAAAUGCAUUUCCGUAUCGUUGAUAACGAAUCUUAUAUUCUUUAGAGUAAAUAAAUGAACUUCAAAUCAA